This is a messenger RNA of Bacillus rossius redtenbacheri, 2621 nucleotides long. It is a transcript of the gene boca, whose product is annotated as LDLR chaperone boca. The transcript has 5 exons. Bases 374 to 985 code for a protein of 203 amino acids. Lineage: Eukaryota; Metazoa; Arthropoda; Insecta; Phasmatodea; Bacillidae. The record is from RefSeq and is a predicted model, not a curated record. Gene Ontology annotation, biological process: protein folding.
UAUACUGUGUUCUAAGCUAGCAUAGAGCAAAUUUUAUAGCAGGUGCAUAAAAUAAUUGUGUAGUGUAAAGAAACAACCAAAAAUAAAAUUAACGGUAGUAUAAAGUAGUUAACUCGAAAGGAAGGAAAGCAGCCUGUAAAUGUUCAUUUGCAUUUGACUUUUGACCAAUCGCUUUGUAAUCAUACUUUGACGUUUGACGUUGCUGUAGCCGUGCACCGUGCGGUAGGCUGAGACUUUGGAAGUGUUACGAAUAUGUACAAUGCUUUGGUAUUAAAAAUUCAGAAAAAAUAAAGUUUUAAAUUUUGUAUUACUUUUUUGAACUUCGUUGUCAUUACGAACUUGAAAAACAAUUUAACAGUUGAACUGGCUCGAAAUGGAAAUUAAGCUAACCUUGUGUGUUUACAUUACAAUUUUUGGUAUUUCUUGGGCUAAAAAGUCCCAAGACAGUAACAAACCCGAUUGGGCGAAGAAAGAUAUACGAGAUUACAAUGAAGCUGACUUAGAAAGACUUCUAGAUCAAUGGGAGGAAGAUGAGGAACCUUUGGAGGAAGAUGAGUUACCAGAACAUCUUAGACCACAGCCCAAGAUAGAUUUCAGUAAGAUAGACAUGUCCAACCCUGAGAACAUACUGAAGGUGUCGAAGAAGGGGCGCACUCUAAUGGUGUUUGUCAGCGUGAGCGGCGACCCGACGCGGGACGAGACAGAGUCGCUGACGAAACUCUGGCAGACCAGCCUUUGGAACAGCCACAUCCAAGCAGAACGGUAUCUGGUGGCAGACGACAGAAGUAUCUUCCUGUUCAAAGACGGUGCGCAGGCGUGGGACGCCAAAGAUUAUCUGGUUGAACAAGAGAGGUGCAAAGAGGUUGUCAUAGAGAAUAAAUCCUACUUUGGAAAAUAUACACCAGAGGGAAAAGCAGCAGCUUCAGAAGAAAAAACAGAUGAAAUGAAAACAAAGAAGAAAAAGAAGCGAAAAGAAGAGCUAUAAAAUUUUACUUUUGAUUGCCUGAUGAGAGUUUUGCCACUGAUUCCAGAAAAAUGCAUUGUGUUAACAUCAUGUAUGUUUUAUAUAUAUUUAUAAUUAGCUUCAGGAAAAGCAUUUUGUUGAUCUGACAGAUUUAAUUUAUAAGUUCAAGAUUUUGGUUUGAAAAAUGGGAACUGUACUUGCUAGUCAUAACUAGGGUUAGGAGUUUUCUGCACACCAAAGGCCAAAAUUCUGCGAUAGUGAAACACAAAUUCUGCGAAAGAAAACAAGAAAUUCUGUGAUAAAAAGUGUAAAGUUCUGCAAUUUAUUAAAAAUAGUUUAUCAUGUUUGAAACAUGUAUAUAUGUACAACCUAAAGAAGCCAGAUUUUCCAACGAGCUAACAAAAACGAUUUUGAAUAGCUGUUUUACCCCCGCUGGCUUCUUUAAAAACGUAUUUACUUUACGUAAGACAUUUUCAUUUACUUUAGUGGAUCACGAUGCAUCUAUAUACAUAUUUUUAUUUUUUAAUAUGCUGUAUGGCCUACAUCUUGCGCCAACGGCCAUAAGGUCAUUCUGUCGUAUUUGAAGCCUUUUAUCGAUCGGUUAGUCGAUUGAUGCGCACAUAUUUCCAUCGACUGUGACUACAGUCGUUUCAUAAACGCCGGUAGGAUCGCUCGCUCAAUUUGCUACUCUUCUUAUAAUCUUAUCUUUUGAUUCUCUGCAAACGAAAUUUAUUUUGCCGUACGUGAUAUUUUGGUAAUUCAAACUUGUAUUUUUUAACGGCAUUGCCGCAUUAAUUAUAUGAAAACGUAUGUUUUAUACAAUGUUUGGAAAUUAUUCACUCUGCCCAUAAUAAUUAAAAUAUUAUUUGGGAGAACAUAACCCUUGCACGCAUUUUUACCGUACUCAAAAUGGACAAAAAAGGUACAGCAAAAUCUGUGAUUCUACAAUUAUGCGGGACUCUUGUAAUUCUGCGAAAUAUUCCGCGAUCGCAGAAAACUCCUAACCCUAGUCAUAACAACUCAUAAGUAUUUUCUAGAGUUAUUUUAUACCCAUAUGAAACUUUGACAGUGAAAUUCCUUAUGUUUUUUUUUAUAUUCAUAUUGAAAAUAGUUUUAAUGUUGGUAGCAAAACUUGAUUUAAUUAACCUAUGUGAAUGAUUUUCAAUUACACAGUGAUAAUUAUUGUUACAAAAAAUAAGAUUGUAAUUUUUUUUUUCUUUGUUUGGACAAGACAGUUUAUUGUGUGGUAAGAAAUUGUAAUGUACUGCAAGAUAUUAACUUAGUUUGAAAAUUAUGUUGGGUAUUUCACAUAAAAUUAUAAUUUAUGAAUUUAUUGCAUUUAUAUUUUACUAUUUGUGGAAUUUUCUUUUGUUAAUGCAAUUAUUUCUUUUUGCUUUAGAAACAACAUGGGUGAUUAAAAAGUCUGUCUUCCAGCAUGUUGUUAUUUUUUUGUAUAUAAGGCCUAGUGUCCUAAAAAAAAGUCAUUAUUGCUAAACAGUGAACUCUAAAAUUAUAUAGUAAGCAACACUGUGUUUGAAAACUUCCUUUCAACAGAGAAAAUUUGUUGGUUACUAUAUACCUAAGAAUUUAAAGCACAUAAUAUAUUAUAUGGUAAACCACCACGUAGAGAGAGAAAUUUUUACGGACACAUUUUGCC